AUGCCAACUGUAUUCAACUCUUUGACCAAGCACUUGCAGUCGACUUCCAACGUCAACGAAGUCAAACUGCAAGUCUAUAGUCGGGUCAAAACGACAGUUGCGUAUGCAGCUGCGCUCGAAGCGGCGAAGACAGCGCUUGGAAUCGAGGUGGGACCAUCACGAAAUGUAAAGAUGGGUGGCGGUAGCGAGGAUCCUACCACGAUUCAAAACGCUACGCUCCACCGCGCCUCUUCGAGCGCAGCCGCUUACGCAACUGUCCGUGCUUCACUAUACUCUUCCGACUAUACCCUUCCGCAAUUCGCCCUAUCACGAUGUACGAAUCGACGACUUGGUUAG
Molecule: messenger RNA, 336 nt
Organism: Necator americanus (New World hookworm)
Lineage: Eukaryota; Metazoa; Nematoda; Chromadorea; Rhabditida; Ancylostomatidae
Exons: 1
Coding region: 1-336 (111 amino acids)
Source: RefSeq, a predicted model, not a curated record